CUGAGGCGGUGCACUUUUCAGGCAUCAAAUUUGACCAAUCUAGAAGCACGUUGCUUCUUUGAUGUUUCACUUGCCUUGCUUUCUUUAAAGAAUGGGUCUUUGACUUGUUCAGGCCCACAUUGAUAGCUUGAGCUGGGUGUGGUUCCCUUAUAUAGUUAUGUUUAGUUGGCACACCCCGCAAGCUUGAAACUCCUUAAAAAGUCGGAUCCUCUCCACCUCAGUUCAUUACACUUUUUGUUUUUCUACUCUAUCUCCCUUUUUUCGCAUGAUCUUUCCGUCUGUCUCAACUAUUUAUUGGCAAGCUCGAAUUUAUAGCAGACAUAAUGCCUGUUUUCGCCAAUACUCCUGAGUCUCUUGUAACUCGCACUGACUCGCUUGAUCCGGCGACAACAUGUAAAGGUGUCACCUCGAAUGGCCGGCCAUGUCGCCGUGCAGUAGCGUCUACAGGAUCCUCGCCCUCAGCAUCACCUGCCAAACGCACCAGGCGGCAACAGGUGGAUCCAUCUGAGUUAUAUUGCUGGCAACACAAAGAUCAAGCAGUACCAGUAUCGAAUGGGACAAGCAACAAGCCAAACACUUCUCAAUUACAGCCGAGAUCCAGUAUCGAUACAUUGAUGGACCGCUUAGGGGUCUUGGAUAUCAAUGAUCCACAAGAUGACCCGAAGAAGUAUCGACCAUUGAAAAAGAAGAAGAAAAGCAAGCGAACAUUCUGCUGUUGCUUUGAAAUUAUAGAAGAGGAUGAGCCGCUCCCUCCACGGCCAGUACGUCCGUCGGGAAGCCGUCCAGACGCCUCUUCACAGACUAGGCCCCAGUCGAUGCAACAGGUACCACCCACCACAACACCGCACAAUUCCUCAGCCCCGCAAAACGGAGAAUGGGUCCCUUCAACACUCUCACCUGAAAUAGCCUCAAACCUUACCGCCGAGCUCGCCAAACCACUUUCGGAGAAAGACGAGCCGGGCUAUAUUUACAUCUUUUGGGUCACGCCUUCCACCUCUUCCAGGUCAGCGCCGCCACCUACUGACAUCGCAUCAUCACUAUUCUCUAAGCAUGAGCGCGCGAGCCACGCCAUCCAGAAAGCAAGGGAUCUCCAUGCUUUGUCAUCGAACCCCACCGAUCGCAGCCCUGGCACAAUCCGCCUAAAAAUUGGCCGGGCGAACAACGUACAACGUCGAUUGAACGAAUGGACCAGGCAGUGCUCUAACCACCUGACCUUGAUCCGAUACUACCCUUACACGCCAUCAUCGCCUGGUCCAAGCAAGGGACCCGCACUCGAACCUGGAAGGAAAGUGCCGUAUGUACACCGCGUGGAACGAUUGAUUCAUUUAGAACUAAACGACCAUCGAGUCCGCGAUAUGGGCAAGUGUGAGGAAUGUGGAAAGAUGCAUCAGGAAUGGUUCGAAAUCUCCGCCGAGAAAGAAGCCAUCAGAAGGGUGGAUGAAUGUAUCCGCAGAUGGGUAAGAUGGGCAGAAAGCCAGUGACGGCGUGGUGCAAACGCAUUGAAUGUGACAUAGAUACCGAAC
Aspergillus alliaceus is the source of this 1523-nucleotide messenger RNA. RefSeq lists its product as uncharacterized. Bases 324 to 1481 code for a protein of 385 amino acids. The transcript has a single exon. The record is from RefSeq and is a predicted model, not a curated record. NCBI's taxonomy places the organism in Eukaryota, Fungi, Ascomycota, Eurotiomycetes, Eurotiales, Aspergillaceae.